Molecule: messenger RNA, 1043 nt
Organism: Pogonomyrmex barbatus (red harvester ant)
Lineage: Eukaryota; Metazoa; Arthropoda; Insecta; Hymenoptera; Formicidae
Gene: Yippee
Product: yippee zinc finger protein
Source: RefSeq, a predicted model, not a curated record
UCCCACUCCAACUUCGAAUGUUGGUAUACAUUUGUGGCAACACACAUGACGUGCACAUAUGCAACUAGAAACAGAGAGCAGUAUGGCAGCGCAUUGACAGUAUUGUGACUUUCGUUUUCUGUGGCGUAUCGAUUCCUAUCGAUUCGCCAAACAAAUAAACGCUACCUGAUCGCGGAUUGAUCGACUAGUUGUUCCGACAGCUGCCUCUUGAGAUGGGAGUGAUAUUUCUCGAGCACAUCGGUGGCAGUCGCCUAUUCUCUUGCGCUUCCUGCGACACCAAUCUCACCAACAGAUCACAGCUCGUGAGCACACGCUUCACGGGUGCCACAGGACGAGCUUUCCUCUUCAACAAAGUCGUCAAUCUGAAUUAUAGCGAGGUUCAGGAUAGAGUGAUGCUGACGGGUCGUCACAUGGUUCGAGAUGUCAGCUGCAAAAAUUGUGAUGCUAAGCUUGGGUGGGUGUACGAAUUUGCGACAGACGAGCAACAACGAUACAAGGAAGGUCGCGUUAUCCUGGAACGAGCUCUCGUCACAGAGAGCGAUGGACUGACGGAGCAUAAUGUUCAACAAUAAUGUUUAAUAUUUAAUACCAAGUAGCGUUUAAUAUAUUAAGAUAAUCUAGCAUAGGACUUCUCGUAUAAGUUAUUAUAAUAUAUAUUUAAUCUUGUUGUCAAUUACAAGAGACUCUUUGUUAGUAUCCAACUUAUUCAUACAUACAUUGACGAUGCUAAUUCAUUACAACAAACGACGUUCAACAUUUUCGUGAAUAUGGUACGGUUCCUAUUCUUGUAUUCUCUGAAAAGGAGAUGCCUCGGAUUUUAUUCUUAUUUAUGUCAUUCUUUUAUCCCACAUUUUGCAUCAGAUCUUAUUCACGACAAUCGCUGAAUCCAUUUAAAUGUAAACAUUGAUAUUUUCUUGUAGAUGGAACAUUAAUAAACUGACCUCAGUGGCAAAUAUGUUUGUCAAGAAAAUUAAGAAAACGUGAGUAUACACAGUUAGUAAGCGUGUAUCAACAAGUGCAAUAUAGACAUGAAUCAAACAGUA